Messenger RNA from Nothobranchius furzeri (turquoise killifish), 5249 nucleotides. RefSeq names its product spalt-like transcription factor 1a (gene sall1a). Gene Ontology annotation, molecular function: DNA-binding transcription factor activity, RNA polymerase II-specific; RNA polymerase II cis-regulatory region sequence-specific DNA binding. Gene Ontology annotation, cellular component: nucleus. The record is from RefSeq and is a predicted model, not a curated record. Gene Ontology annotation, biological process: regulation of transcription by RNA polymerase II. Lineage: Eukaryota; Metazoa; Chordata; Actinopteri; Cyprinodontiformes; Nothobranchiidae.
CUGAUGUGCCAGCCAGCAUGUCGCGGAGGAAACAAGCGAAGCCGCAGCACUUCCAGUCCGACCCGCUUCUGCCUUCACCGGAACACAAUGCUUAAACCGUGUCGCCGGGCCAGAGCUGGUGAGAUUCCAGUCUUGUCCUGAACCACGGCGGCUUUUAGUGGAACCCCAUCUAGUGUUCGGUGGGAUGAGUCCAGCAGGGCCGGAGAGGACGUGAGCAGAAACCCUCCUGAAGUUACCAGACGCUCACAGAGGCCCCCUCGGAGAAAAAAACAAUGGGACACAGAACUUUGCUCCGAAGACCCCUCCUGCAAGGAGUCCGACGCCCAUGUCUGCAGCAGAUGUUGUGCCGAGUUCUUUGAAAUCUCUGAUCUUGAGGAACACCAGAAGAAUUGCACUAAGAAUCAGUUAGUCCUGAUAGUGAAUGAAAAUCCCGUUUCUCCUGCUGGAACGUUCUCGCCUGGGUCUCCUCCUCCUAAUCCCGAUGACCAGAUGAAUGAGGCAGCUAAUAACACCGAUCAAGCGGAGUGCAGUGACCUUUUAGAGCCGAACGCGCUUGAAAAAGAAGAAACCAUGGAUGUGGAUGUUUCCGGAAUGAGCAGUGGUCACGAAGAGGAGGGCAGCCAGACUGAGAACGGGACCGCUGUCGACGCAGUCGGUAACCACGCGGGCAGACCCACCUCUGGUCCUGCUGUGGGUACUCCAGCAAUCUCUGCUUCGUUACCUCAGCUCAGUAACUUAACCGAAUUGGGAAACUUCUCCAUGAUCAACAGCAACGUCAUUAUUGAAAAUCUGCAGAGCACCAAAGUGGCUGUGGCUCAAUUUUCCCAAGAGGCCCGGUCCACUGGGGGGCCCAGGGUGGCUGUGCCAGCCCUGAUGGAGCAGCUUUUAGCCCUGCAACAACAGCAGAUUCACCAGCUGCAACUUAUAGAGCAAAUACGCCAUCAGAUCCUCUUAUUAGCCUCCCAGUCUCCAGAAAUGCAGGUACCCCCAACGGCAGCUCCAGGCUCAAUGGGGCCCGCUGCCAGCCCACUGACCACGCUCAGCUCCCAUCUCUCUCAGCAGCUGGCCGCAGCCGCAGGCCUCGCACAGAACCUGGCGAGUCAGUCAGCCAGCAUUAGCAGCCUAAAACAGCUGGCUGCAGCGGCACAGCUACCUCAGGCCAACCCAAGCAGCAGUGACACAUCUCAGAGCAUUACCACACUGGGACCAUCAACAGUCAAUCCUCAGUCCUCAGACAAGAGACCUGGUGUCAUGAGCAGCCUCCACUCUCAGCUAAGCAGCUGCUCACUAGCUAAAUCAUCAGCACCAGCAUUUGGAAUAGGUAGCUUGUUAAGUUCUGCAGUGAAUCCCCUUCUACCUCAGCCUCCACCUGGAAACCCUGUGUUCUCUAGCUCUCUGCCAAGUUCCGGCACCACCGUAGAAGACCUAAACUCCUUAGCAGUUCUGGCCCAGCAGAGGAAAGGCAAACCACCAAAUGUUACUUCAUUUGAGCACAAGAGCAGCUCUGACGAGGCUUUCUUCAAACACAAGUGCAGGUUUUGUGGCAAGGUAUUUGGGAGUGACAGUGCCUUGCAAAUCCACCUUCGCUCUCACACCGGCGAAAGGCCAUACAAGUGUAAUAUCUGUGGCAACCGCUUCUCCACUCGUGGUAAUCUGAAGGUGCAUUUUCAGCGUCAUAAAGAUAAAUACCCUCACAUCCAGAUGAACCCGUACCCUGUCCCCGAACAUCUAGACAACAUACCAACAAGCACAGGUAUUCCAUACGGCAUGUCUAUGCCCCCUGAGAAACCUGUGACCAGCUGGCUGGACAGCAAACCGGUUUUACCCACUCUAACAACUUCAGUCGGUAUGCUACUGCCACCAACCAUACCGAGUCUGCCUCACUACAUCAAAAAGGAAGAUCAUUCAGUAGCCAUAACCAGCCCUUCAGUUACUGCAAAGACAGACUCAGGUGCUUCCGAGGCUUCAGCUAAAAGUCAUGAAAGAGUGUCCGAAGAAGGCGAAGGUGCAACUUUGCCAACCUCAAAUGGAAAAACAGACGAAGGCAGCCACUCCUCAGGCUUUAUAACAAAUGUGAACUCUGCCUUAGAAAGUGUUGCAGAGUAUACGACUUCUAACAGCCCACCCAUGAUGACCAACCCACUCAUGCCCCUUCUGACUGAUCAGUUCAAGGCUAAGUUCCCCUUUGGCGGCAUCCUGGACCCCCUCCAGGGGUCAGAGACCUCCAAGCUGCAGCAGCUUGUGGAGAACAUUGACAGGAAGGUGACAGACCCAAAUGAGUGUGUCAUCUGCCAUCGGGUGCUGAGUUGCCAAAGCGCUCUGAAAAUGCACUAUCGCACUCACACCGGGGAAAGACCCUUCAAAUGUAAAAUCUGUGGCAGAGCGUUUACCACCAAGGGGAAUCUUAAGACCCACUACAGUGUCCACCGGGCCAUGCCUCCUCUUAGAGUCCAACACUCCUGCCCUAUUUGCCAGAAGAAGUUCACCAACGCUGUGGUUCUUCAGCAACAUAUUCGCAUGCACAUGGGCGGCCAGAUCCCAAACACCCCCUUGCCGGAUAGCUAUCCAGAGUCCAUGGCUUCUGAUACUGGCUCUUUCGAGGACAGAAACUUUGAUGAUCUGGACAAUUUUUCUGAUGACAACAUGGAUGGGAUGGAGGAGGGUCCUGAUAGCAGUAUCCCAGACACACCGAGAUCUGCUGAUGCUUCGCAUGACAGCCUCUGUAACUCCCCAAUUCCUGUUGAAAUGACCAACCAUGAGGAGCAGGAGAGAACUGCCCAAGAGCGUGUCCAAAUGAGUGAAAUGAAUGAGCUCCGAGCUUCCCAGAUGAAGGUUAUGUCAAAUGAUUUAAUUGAAGGGGAUUGCCUCACCAAUGAUUCCUCAUCUCUAGGAGGGGAUAUUGAAAGCCAAAGCGCUGGUAGUCCAGCUGUGUCAGAAUCUACCUCCUCCAUGCAGGCACCAUCCCCCUCUAGCAUACAGCCACAACCACGUAAAUCCCCCAGCCUUGAAGAAAGGCACCAGAGGGCCGUAUCUUCUGACCACACCACUGCAAGCCUCUUGCACUCCCAUCCCUCCAACAUUGGAGCCCUGGACCUGUCAUCUGUCAAUCCCUCAAAAGAUCCCCUGGGCAUGAUUUUCCCCUUCCGUGAGCGUAACACCAUCAAGAACACAUCCUGUGACAUCUGUGGGAAGACCUUUGCAUGUCAGAGUGCCUUGGACAUUCACUAUCGAAGCCAUACCAAAGAGCGACCAUUUAUUUGCACGGCUUGUAACAGGGGUUUCUCUACCAAGGGCAACCUCAAGCAGCACAUGCUAACUCAUCAAAUGAGAGAUCUGCCCUCACAGCUCUUUGAGCCAUCAAAUACCAGCCUGUCCUCCAGCCCGACCCCUUCCCUUCUCCCCGUUGGGCCUCUCAACAAGCCCGAGGUCAACGGGUUCCUCCAUAGCCUCCAUCAAGAGACCAAGGACAUUACCCCAAGUUUGGUCACAUCGUCCGCCUCCACCUCCCCAGUGCUCUCCUCUGCUCCACCACGCAGAACGCCCAAGCAACACUUCUGCAACACCUGUGGGAAGUGUUUCUCUUCUUCCAGUGCUCUACAGAUCCACGAGAGAACCCACACAGGAGAGAAACCGUUUGCAUGCAGCAUCUGUGGCCGGGCCUUCACCACCAAAGGAAACCUCAAGGUUCACAUGGGCACGCACAUGUGGAACAGCGCCCCUGCCAGACGUGGUCGCAGGCUCUCCGUGGAUGGUCCCAUGGCCUUCCUGGGUACAAACCCAGUCAAGUUUCCCGAGAUAUUCCAGAAGGACAUGGCGUCGCGGGCAAGCAACGGGGACCCGACAAGUUUUUGGAACCAGUACGCGGCGGCCUUCUCCAACGGCCUGGCAAUGAAAACGAACGAGAUCUCGGUCAUUCAGAACGGAGGCAUCCCUCCCAUGUCGGGGGGCAUGGGGAAUGGGGGCAGCUCUCCCCUCGGCGGCCUGACGGGCAGCCUGGACAAGCUGCACAACACGGAACCCAACGCCGCCCUCGCCGGCCUGGAGAAAAUGGCCAACACGGAGAACGGUUCCCACUUCCGCUUCACGCGCUUCAUCGAGGACAAUAAAGAAAUUAUCACCAAUUAAGAGAGAGAGAGAGUGUGUGUGAGUGUGCGCUCAUGUUGGGCGCACAACGAUGCCUUUAGGCAUUCCGUAAACACACACACACACAGGAUAGAACAAGACGAGGAUAAAAUCAAAACAAACUGCUGCGCUCGUCACAAAUCUUUACGAACUCUCGUGUGGAGACACGUUGCUCUUUUUGUACAAUGUACAUGUCAUAGUUUUACGGAGCCUAUUUAUUAGUGAUUAUAAUCUUGCUUGAAAAACAAGUGGAAGCAUUAACAGUUAGGGUUUGUUUCUUUCCGAAGCCAGAGUCGGUGUGUUUGGGUGCUUUUGAGAAGAUCUGGUUAGAUGACCUUACCUUGGCAUUAAGUUAUUUUCUGUCUGUAGUAGCUAUAACCGAGCUGUCCAUGUUCCUGUGAUGCGUUAGCCCUGCAACGAGCAAACAGACUUGCUGUAAAUAAUGUACACUGAUCUCCUGUAGAUGCUCUAACUGUUUCUCUCCUCUUGUUGGCAUAAAACGACGACAUUCAAGGGACAAAAAUGACUUUAGGUCCUUGUUUCUCCCCACUUACUCUUGUUUUAUUUAAGGAAGGUAAAAUAUUGAAGUUUGUUACGUUUUCAGAGUUUCCUUUAGUGUCACCUUUUGUUGUUUACUUUCUCUGUGUUUUGUUCUUUCUCACUUUUGUUUACUUAUAUAAAUAUUUCCUUCUCCUGUCUUUGUUUUGUCGAUAUUAAAAGUGAGACUUUUAUUUCCAGGGAGUAUUCGGUCUGAACCAUCCAAUCAUUUGAGGUUUUUGGUUUUUCUCUGCUGGAUUUCCACAUUGCUGCUACGUCCCAGCAUCCUCACUGGCAUCCGGCUUCUGUACAUGCAUCAGACGUGGAAAUGCAAACUCCCCCUUGAGAAAAAUGUACAUAGCGAUCACACGAGACGUCCCUCGUCCCGGGCAGAGGGACGGACUGAUAGUGUUUUUCUAAAUAUAAAUAUAUAAUAUGGUUUUGACAACCUUUGGACUGUUACAUGCACUUUCUUGGAAAGUUGGAAGAUCUUUAUGGGUCCAGUUUCUCUACACUUUAAUACCUACUAACAACUAAGAUACUGUAAUUCUUUACUCUAAUAAUCAAAUACAUCAGUUUUCCAAAAGAAA